AAUAUUAUUCUCUCCUUUCUCCCCGUGGAUCUAAUCGAUUAGUCUCAUAUCCCCGACCUUCAAUGCAUUCGUCCGUCAUCAUUGGUUCUAGCAGACACUGUUCUGCCGCGCAGUAGAGAGCCAUGGAGGUAGGACCUCAAGGCUUACACCUGCCGUUGCCCACACGGUCGAAUCCUAGUCUUCUCCAGUCCUCAAAAGCAGAUUCGUCAAAUAAUAAAAAAUCGCCGACGGUACCACCCCGAAGUCCAAUUUCAAAAAAAUCACCGCCAUUCGGUGGUCUAGCUAGUAAAAUCGGGGGAUCUAAAGUGCGCAUACCUCUAACUGGCUCAAGGCCGCUGGUACCGGCAGGCGAGAGGAGGUCUGGCGGUCAAGAUGGAAAUAAAGCAAAAUGGGAGUCCGAGGGCGACAAGUGGAAUAUAGCACCAGACGGAGGUUCAGCCGGCCGGGAAGGGAGGCAUUUCACCGUCGCCAACGUGGGUAACAAUGGUCAAAUAUACUUAAGACCUACUAUAAGGCCAGCAAACCAGAGAUAUCCACAACCUAAUUUCACAUUCCCGGCAACGCCACCAAGCACGGCAGGUUUAGAUGCUCUGACUCAGAAUAAGAUAAGGUCCGAUGACAAUAGUGAGCUGCUUAACGGUCAAUGGACCCCUACCCCCCAAACCGAAUCUCCGUCACCCGGAGUUGUAAGGAAGAAGGCCUACUUCGAUUUAAAAUCAAUUAAAACCCGGAAUCGUCGCGCGAUGUCGGACUCAACCAUUCAGGACGCAAGCAUAGCACAAGAGGGGGAUGCCGGAGUGUUCAAGGUCGUGAUAUCAAAGCCGCAGAACGAAUCGAGGUCGAAAACCGCCGAAGAUGCAGGCCCGGAUCCAAGCCAACUUCUACAAGUAUCCAUUCCUUCCUGGAAGUUAGGCACGCCGAGAUUCACUCUUAGGGGGACGCCUUUGAUCCGAGGCUCGUCAUAUGCUCCCACCGAAGACGUCCGCUCGAGUAACGCCUCGUUCUUUCGACCGCCUGUUCGUGAACUUAACUCUCUUCGCCCAGAAUCUCUAGAUACCGUAAGACAAAGGGCGAGCUCUACGCCUCACAUCCAGAUACCGUCACCGGGCUUACUUAGUCCUGCCACCAUUCCCACACCUCGAUCUCCUAUUCCUCCCGUUCGAUCAACGUACCACUCAACAAACUUGGUUAUAGAGCCCAGCAUGUUUGAUGCGCUUACUUUUAAGCCAGCCUGCGACGACCGUGCGAUUGUGCGCUAUUCGUCAACCACAAAUGCCGUGACGGCCGCUACGCCACCACGAUUAGUUGCUGAAAUCACCUCUCCUACUUUUUUGGAUUACGAACUAAUUUCUGAUUUCUUCCUCACUUUCCGCGCGUUUCUCGAUACCCAUGAUUUGCUCCGGAUGCUAGUUGCUAGACUUAGAUGGGCCGUAUCCCGCGAUGACGAGACAGGGAUGGUGGUUAGGGUGAGGACGUUUGUGGCUAUGAGGCACUGGAUCCUUAAUUACUUUGUCGACGACUUUGUCGUGGAUUACCACCUCCGUGUGAUGUUUUGCAACCUUAUAAACGACUUUGUUGAGGAGCUUUCCCAAGAUGAGCGUGGUAGGAAGGUCCAGUUGAAGAUCCUAGCUGAGUUGAAGAAAUGUUGGAGGCGAGUAUGUGCGCAGUUUUGGGACGGCCCAGAAUUCGAUUCGUCGCUGGGUUCCGAUAUUCCUAUUGCUCCCGGUGGAAUUGCUGGUCAUCGAGAUGCUGGCUUGGACCCGAGCUUCUGGGAAUCCGACCCUGACGACCUACCGCAGUUGUACGAUGUCCACCUAUCGGAAGCUGGCCUGCGCCCUGAAAAUACCUUUUAUCAAGACGUAUCUAGGGCUGGUCAUCUCGAUUCGAUUUUACUCGACGACGCGCGCGCGGAUACGCCAGUGGACGAGGAGGCGGGGCGGCCCACUACUGAAUUAGACCGGAGACAGACAUCGCCAACUAGUAUUGCGAGUCUCGAUGUGGUGUCAUGUUCAUUUCCGGCUAAGGGAUUCCGGAUUGGCGAACCUAAUACGAGUUCUGGCCUCGCUGCGCAUCCUGCUGAUCCCAGUUCUAUCUACACCAAUGCGGAUCCUGUUGCGUCUACUCCGCGCGCUCUGACCGGGAAACGCGUUAGGCCCCAUACGUCUCAUAGGCGGAACAACAGUCUCACAGAUUCUCUUCGGGAUCAUGGCUCAGUAACAGAAAAAGUUUUGUACAAGAACGCCGAGCUCCUGCUGACUUUGCCAUAUGCUGGCAGCCUUGUUCGGGGAAAUAUUAUGCCUCCAGCUCAAGCUUUUGUCGAGAUAGACCCCCCAAGUCCCUGGGGAGGGGCGCGUCAGACUACAGUUUUCCAAACGCAUCCUACUGAAGGGUCGAAAGAGAAAGGUUCUGCGUCGGCGAUGUCGGGACAAGGCAUGAAAAAGUUAAUCGGCAGUGUGCGGAGAGCGCUGAGCACGAGGGGACAGGGUGUUUUAUCCACGCGAGGGAAUUUCAUCGAUAUCGCACCAGUUGGGCCUCGGGGCGUGACGACUAACAGACUUCCGGGAACGGCGGUUGUUCCGCAAGCACGACCGCCUCCCCCGAGCGGUACCCGUGCUGCCGUGCGAAUCGAUCUCCUUGGUGCUACUAUUGCCGAGGAUUUCAAAAAGGCUGUGCAAGAGGACGCCAUUAUCGAAGCCGCAACCGAAGACAAUAAUAAUAAUAAUGACGACAAUACAGGGGUGGCCAAUCCCCCCAUUGAGUAUUCUGUAGCCCAUUUAGACUCUUCGUUUGAACUGCGGCCUACCAGCGAUGCGGCGAUUACGGCUGGAAGCAAGUCUAUUGUUAUUGUCGAUGGAACUUUGCCCCCUGGCGAUUACCCACUUAUGACUGGUACUUUUACGGCAUGGAAUCCAUCCGUCGAAGCUUUUGCGGAGAGCAUGAUGCGGGCUGCUGGCGGCGGUGAUGCUGAUCUAACGCCACCAACAACGCCGCCUGGACAAGCCUUGCGCGAGGGUACUCCGAGAAGAUCGUCGUAUCUCCUUGGCAAGCAACUUUCUAGACACUCUGUCUCCAGUGUCCCAUUGCCGCCGUUUGUUCCUGAUUUGGAAACGUUGGGCCGAGAACGUUCAUCCGUAGAAACCACUCCUACCGCGCGCCCGUCAGUCAGCUUUGUUAAGCAGUCGCCCAGCAAACCCCCAUUAAGCUACGUGAAACGACAUCAACGUCAGCAAUCGAGCCGUAGCUAUAGGUCUAGAGGCUCCAUUGCUCAUCGUCGAUGGGCAUCCUUCCAGAGCGGCAUCGCUGCACAGUCUACGAUUGGGAGUUUUGAUGCGACUACGUAUUCAGAGGGAUCCGUAGCUUCAGAAGUUAUGCCCCCGCCACUUCGAGUCCUUCGAAGACGGCCAGGUGGAGAUCUGAGAGGUGUGACUAAUGUACAUGACCUAGACAAUGCACCAAUUCACAGACCGCUUCAUAGAUCACGGUCUGUAGGCUCGUUAACGACUUAUACGGACUCCUUGAGGAGCUCUUAUCUACGCAGCCCUAUUGGGGAGUCGAGCGGGUUUGUUGAUAUCGUCAGCAGCGAUUAUUCUCAAAAACGAGCGGAAGUAUUCUCUUUAGGAGCUAUGGCAGAGCAGGCCCCGAAACGUGCACCAGCAUCCUUAUUCAGCACCCAUUCGUCGAAGCCAAUAAUGCGACCGUCUUUCGAGGCCGAGGCUCAAAAGCUUGCUCAAAUCCCAGAUGACGUGGACGAUGAUGGAGGCGUCGAGUCGGCGCUUAUGAAACUUGAGGGCAAAUAUGAGAGGAAGAUGAUCAAACUCUCAAUGGAACCGUCAAAGAUACCGCAAAGCGAUCUUGAUGAACUCAAAGAACGGCCCCCAGCAACAACACCUGAGAUAGAGCAAGCUAAAGAAGAAAAACGAAAGCACCGUCAGCAACAUAUCGAUGAGGAAAUUCUUUCUCCAAUGGAAGAAAGCCACGAUACACCGCUCAAUGAAAACCUUGCCGCUCCCCGGCUUUCCGAGGCGAUUUCGUUCUUGUCGGAAGAUUCAAGGGAGACUUAUAACUCAACGCCUCUACUUGAUCGAGGAUUGACAGACGACGGGCGUAGCAAGACGGCUACUCAGGAAUGGACAGACCACUCAAUACUAGUAGGCCCGGACACGCCACCAGGAGAGAGUGACGAGGCUGUUGCUACCACUUCGGUUCGCCCAUCUUAUGAGUUUGUGGAGAAGACUGAGAGUAUCAACAAGAUCGAGGCCGGAGAAACUGCGCCAGAAGAUCCCUCAUUUCUAGACGUUGACAGUGAUAAUGAUUCUGCUUUAUCAUCCGAAAUGUCGGGUGAAAUGCCUGAAGCUGACGAUUACAUCUUUGGAGAACCACAUUCACCGAGGAAGCUUACUCCCAUAAAUACCGGGUCCCCUGAUACUGAGGGCAGAAUUACCUUCACGUCCAGAGAUAAACCUCCUUCGCCUCCCAUGACGUUAACGCGUACACAUGCUUCCGAGGGUUCGGAGGCUGAUCAUGUUCCGCAGCUUCAUGAACACCAGCUUUGGGCCCAGAAACCGUUGCCGCCUACACCUGAUACGACGCCUACUACUGCUAUGUACCGUCAUGGUUCAGGUUCGCUUAGGGACCCAACCGGCACGGGAGAGGCGUUGCGCAAUGCGCCUCGUUUAUCUGCCGAAGGUGGCCGAAAGAACUCGGCUCAUCUGCCUUUCAUACUUGCCUUCGACUCCGAGAUACUUGCUCAGCAAUUCACCUUGAUUGAAAAGGACGCCCUGAAUGAGGUUGACUGGAGAGAGCUGAUCGAGAUGCGAUGGAAAAAUUCCAACAAUGACUCACGGUCGUGGGUUGACUUUCUUCGAAACACGGACGCCCAUGGUGUUGAAGUUGUCAUCGCACGGUUCAAUAUCAUCGUCAAGUGGGUCAUCUCAGAAGUUGUCCUUACGCAAGAUAUAGAGGAACGAGCGCGUUGCAUCAUCAAAUUCCUUCACAUCGCUAGCCAUUGCAGGAGAUAUCGCAACUUUGCCACCAUGAGCCAGAUCACCAUUGCUUUAACGUCAAACGAAGUAGCGAGGCUAGCCAGGACUUGGGCUAUGGUUCCACCUACCGACCUAAAGACUAUGAAGGAUCUUGAGACCCUCGUUUCGCCUACGAAGAACUUCUACAAUCUCCGAGCCGAGAUGGAAGGUGGUGGUACCGCUUCUAUUAUCGGGUGUAUUCCUUUUGUCGGUAUCUAUACCCACGACUUGCUUUUCAACUCGCAACGGCCGUCCGAAAUUGCUAGCUCGCCAACCACAGCACCCUUGGUCAAUUUUGAGCGUUGCCGUAUCGCCGCUUCGGUGGUGAAGACGUUGCUUCGCCUACUUGAAGCCAGCACUCAUUACCAGUUCCAGCCCAUCGAAGGUAUCACGGAACGCUGUCUCUGGAUGAGCGCUUUGAGCGACGAGGACAUCAGAAAACACUCAGAAAGUCUGGAAUAGAUGGCAAGCAUUCUCUACGAAAAGGAACAGCAUCAGCUAGUCUACCCGUCGAAAUUAUUCGACAUAAUCUGUACAUCAUGUGUCAAUGAUUGAUGUCACCAUCGCUCGCAUACCCCUAUUUCAUUUACUACCAAUCAAGGACAUCAUAGACGAUACUCGGUUCGCUUAAAAUUCGUCACCAUUGUACAAACACGCAGGUUUUUGGCCA
Annulohypoxylon truncatum is the source of this 5691-nucleotide messenger RNA. RefSeq names its product ras GEF. The record is from RefSeq and is a predicted model, not a curated record. Lineage: Eukaryota; Fungi; Ascomycota; Sordariomycetes; Xylariales; Hypoxylaceae. The transcript has 2 exons. Gene Ontology annotation, biological process: positive regulation of GTPase activity; Ras protein signal transduction. Bases 123 to 5483 code for a protein of 1786 amino acids. Gene Ontology annotation, molecular function: guanyl-nucleotide exchange factor activity. Gene Ontology annotation, cellular component: plasma membrane.